Ilex paraguariensis (yerba mate) is the source of this 435-nucleotide messenger RNA. The record is from the annotation of a GenBank genome assembly. Lineage: Eukaryota; Viridiplantae; Streptophyta; Magnoliopsida; Aquifoliales; Aquifoliaceae.
GAGAGAGAGAGAGAGAGAAAGAUGAAGGGGGUUUUAGAAGGAGAAGAAAGUGUUACCCUCGACCUUCUCAGGCACAAAAUGGCUGAGUUUGCUAAGGAAAGAGACUGGGAACAGUUUCACAGCCCCAGAAACCUCCUCUUGGCUCUGGUGGGAGAAGUUGGAGAGCUUUCUGAGAUAUUCCAGUGGAAAGGAGAGGUUCCAAAGGGACUUCCAGAUUGGGGAGAAGAAGAAAAAGAACAUCUUGGUGAAGAACUCUCAGAUGUUCUUCUCUACCUUGUUAGACUCUCUGACAUUUGUGGGAUUGAUCUUGGUAAAGCUGCUCUUCGCAAGAUUGAGCUUAAUGCCCUAAAAUACCCAGCUGGCCCUUGCAAAUGUUCCUCCAAGAAACACAAGAACAACAACAAUGGCAAGAAGAACAAUGAUUCAGAGGGUUAA